Messenger RNA from Kwoniella mangroviensis CBS 8507, 297 nucleotides. RefSeq lists its product as uncharacterized. Bases 1 to 297 code for a protein of 98 amino acids. The transcript is spliced from 2 exons. NCBI's taxonomy places the organism in Eukaryota, Fungi, Basidiomycota, Tremellomycetes, Tremellales, Cryptococcaceae. The record is from RefSeq and is a predicted model, not a curated record.
AUGACGAUUGCUUCCCUCGUUGCUAGAGACCCACCAAGUGAGGAAAUACAUCAUGGGCCCUUGACAGACCAGCACUGCGCGAACAUUGCAGGGUCCAUCCUGAUUCUCGUCGCUUGUGGCAUGGUCUCACCCUCGCCUUCCUGUGAUGUAGGGUUCGACGAGGCUCUCUCGGUCCUCAUGGAGAUCACAGAGUGGCUGAAACGUUUCCAAACAGUCUGGAUCAACGCAGGUGAUAGUGCUACGGCUCUCCUUGGACUGAUAGGGGAGAUUGUAAUGCCAGCCGAGACUCGGCAUUAG